CUCUCUUGCAGGCGAUACGUGGCCGGAGGGCGGUGCAGGUCCGCGGCCAGGCUGGACGGGAAGGUGGCGGUGAUCACGGGCGCCAACACCGGCAUCGGGAAGGAGGCCGCCAGGGAGCUCGCCCGGAGAGGUGCGAGGGUGAUUGUUGCCUGCAGAGACAUAGCAAAAGCAGAAGCUGCAGCACGUGAAAUCCGAGCUGAGACAGACAAUCAGGAAGUCAUUGUGAAAAAGUUGGACUUGGCUGAUACCAGGUCCAUCCGGGAGUUUGCUAACAGCUUUCUAGCAGAAGAGAAGGAACUCCAUAUCCUCAUUAAUAAUGCUGGGGUAAUGUUAUGCCCUUACUCCAAGACAGCCGAUGGUUUUGAGAUGCACCUGGGAGUCAAUCAUCUUGGUCAUUUUCUUUUAACCUUCUUAUUACUGGAGCGCCUGAAGCAGUCUGCACCAUCCCGCAUUGUGAACGUGUCCUCACUGGCUCAUCACGGAGGCCGAAUCCGCUUCCACGACCUCAAUGGUGAGAAGAGCUACAAUCGUGGCCUCGCCUACUGUCACAGCAAGUUGGCCAAUGUCCUUUUCACCCGAGAGCUGGCAAGGCGGCUGCAAGGCACUAAAGUCACAGCAAACUCUCUCCAUCCUGGCUCUGUCCAUUCUGAGCUGGUCCGGCACUCAUUUGUAAUGACGUGGCUGUGGAAGAUAUUCUCAUUCUUCUUGAAGACUCCCUGGGAAGGAGCUCAGACCAGUGUGUACUGUGCAGUAGCAGAGGAGCUAGAAUCUGUGACAGGACAAUAUUUCAGUGAUUGCCAGCCAGCAUAUGUAUCUCCAUGGGGUCGGGAUGAUGAGACAGCAAAGAAGCUCUGGAAUGUGAGCUGUGAACUCCUCGGCAUCCAGUGGGACUGAGCAGUGCAGCCAUUUGUGUGUACCUGGCUGAGCACAGUGAUGCUACUCUUGGGAAGACCACUGCUGCUAAGAGCACUGGUACUUCAGCUGCCCUUUGUGAUGGUUCUGUGGAUGCAGUCCAGUAUAAAUUUCUGGAAUGUUACACUUAAGGAUUGAGAUUAGAAAGCAAAGCAUCCCUUUUUGUAGCUGGAGAAUUAGAGCACCAAUACUGUGAGCAACCAACCUUUGGUAACUCACAACAGCUAGAGGCUGUUGUCCUGUGGCUUUAGAAUAGAAAUGGAGAUUAUCAUCUUAGCUUUAGAUCACCUGUAUUGAAAGUUGCUUUUUGCUUUAGUCUCUUUUUCCAUACUGGUAAUAGUAAAAAGUUAGGACACUAACUAGCUUUACAAGGUCAUUUUUUGUUCCUAAUAUUUGACACAGCAGAGUACAAGUAUUCAUGUUUCUGGCAAUUACGUGUAAUAUAAAUGCUCACAAACACUCAGAAACAAGUCCUGGCCUAACUAGGAUCAAGCAUUAUUUUUCAUGUUCUCUAAACACCUCUAGCCUGUGAAGUAAGAUCGGUUCAUCUUUUGAGAACACAGCUGUCAAUGCAGCUCACUGGAAGGUUAAAACUUGCAGGAAUGGUGAAAUUGGGCAAUGGCUAGUUAUUUUAUUCAAAACAGUUAACAAUCUCUGCUGUGAAACACUAAGCAAAGAUGGUAUAAAGCUUGUCCUAAUAAAAUCUAAGCUGUACUUAAGUGAUUUACAAACCUGGAAAAAAGCAGAUUUAUUUAAAAAGAAAAUUAACUGCACUGAAACACAACAAUUUCCACUGAGGCUUUAGUAUUGAAUUUGCUCUGACAGCAAACUACCUUGAGCUAAAUAGCUGAAGCAGAGGCCAGUGCUAUCCUGAUAUUAUGGUCAGUUUAGUCACAGGACAGAAAAAGAAAAUCCGAGCAGUUAUGGGCCACGGCUAGCCACAGCUACCAGCCUGAACAGUCAAAAGGCAGCUCAGUCAGUCCAUAUCCUCAUGAGCUUACUCCCUUGGAGCUCUAGUGAAAAUUGAUAUAAUGGGACCCAUAAUCCAAGAUUAUUUCUGAAAAGGUUUUUUAGCUGCUUAACUCAACAAGUGCCAUAGCUCGCAGGAUUAUCUUUUUCUGGAAAAAAAAUCCAGAAGUAUUUAGACCCAUGUCUGAACAUUCCUGUGACCAACUGCCAGUGUUGGGAAGCAAAUGCUCAUGUUAUGAUUAAUGAUGUCUGAGAAGCUAUCCAUGUACAUCAGUCCCAUGCUACCUCUGAUCAAUACUAAAUAAAGCCAUUUCCUUUUUACAGCAAUUUUCUGAAGAAAAAUUCUUCAGAAACGAUGCAAUUCACUUGGUUUUGCUGAUAUCUGCAUUGCCUUACUCAUGUAAAAAAAUAAUAAUUUUAGCUAAUAUUCUGAAGUCCCUUUCUCUUUCUCCCUGUGCUUGACCUUUUUUCCUCUCUCAACAACACUGUAGCAGUAGAUUGUUUACCUACCAUGCAGGCUCUGAUCAAAGGGGCUUUCAGGAACAACAGAAACCAUUAAAAAAAGCAGAAAGCAUAUCUAGGCCAUGUUUUCCCCUUCUAGGUCAGUGUCUUUCUCAAACAAAUGAAUCAGAUCCUAGAGUCACUAUAAGACCUAACUACAUAUUACUGUAGAGGGCCAUCUCCUCCCUCUCUGACCUUGGCUAAGUCAUUUAUACUUUAUAGGUUGAUCUGUAAAAUGAGAGCUUAAGCUCAUUUAGCUGCCUUAAAGGGAGUAUUGUAAGGGAGAGUUGCAUUAACUUGCAGAGCUGCCUGGAGAGAAUUACUGGUCUGCCAGAGUACAUGUAUAAGCCAAGCUAGCUACCGAGGCGACCUCUGAAGAGGUGAUGAUAGUACAGUUACUCUUAAGUAUUGAGAACAUGAUAGCAAAGGCACAUUUUGGUAUGACAGCAAUUCUUCCCCUUGUAGUUCAUCUGGUGAACAUAGCCACAUUAAAAAAAAAAAAACAGA
Meleagris gallopavo (turkey) is the source of this 2889-nucleotide messenger RNA. NCBI's taxonomy places the organism in Eukaryota, Metazoa, Chordata, Aves, Galliformes, Phasianidae. The record is from RefSeq and is a predicted model, not a curated record.